AUGGCUGGUGGUGGACAUGAGCGGUGGUGGGAAAGCCUGAGGGAAGAAGAGGACAUGAUCUCACUUGAGCCUCUAUGCCUCCUUCCUUAUGAGCCUUUCGAACUUCCUGCGGAUGAGAACGUGCAAACGAUGAGAUGGUUCGACGGCAAGGUUCUGGCAAAUUAUUUGUUGUCAACCUUGAACUUCAAGCACCCUGCGAAUAGAAGAGACUUGUGCAGAGAGGAAUGCGUGAGGUUGGACGAUUAUCUUGCUCGCUUGAAGCUAGAUGAGCCCAGGGUUACACGUGCGUUUGACCUCCGUGCGGAUAUCCUUGCCCAACGUGCUUCAGAGGAGCAGAGAGAAGCCGCUAGGAGGAUGCAGCAUGACGCUAGAUCUAUACUGAGUUCGUUUUACGGCUCCACAAGUUACAGGAGUCACCGUGGGAGACAGAGAGUGCAACACUUUGAUGUCGAGAACCAGGAUGCUGGUCAAAGAGUGAUCGACGACGACGAAGAAGGUCAGCCCGACAGGCAGAAAGGAAGUGUUGCCAGAGAGGACAUGGAGAAGCUCCUGCUGUGGUUCAAUGCCGCAACUCAUGCCAGUGCGGACGCUCUGAGCCUCAAAUUCCCACCAGCGCUAUCGAACCAUGAACGAAUGCUUGUACAUAAGUUUUCAGAAGCCAAUGGAUUAUUCAGCGCGUCAGAUGGUCUUACUUCAACCAGCUACGGGAAGGAAAGGUUCAUCAAGAUUUUGGGCAGACGAAGGCAAAAUGAACAGUGCGCGACCGCGCUGAGCUCAAAAGAGAAGAAGAUUGUGGAUCAACUCACAUUGUGGGCAAACAGAGAAUCUCAAGAACUCCGAGGGAUCAGUAGAAACUCGGUGGCAGAAAUGAUCCAGCAGAACUCGCUGCAUCCUGAGCUGAGAAAGAUCAAGGCGAAGCACGAGAGAGCGGCUCUUCUGUGUGAAGCAAUCCAUCGAAAGAAGCUCGAGAUGGCAGAGACGAUGUUGAGAGAGGACCCUUCUCUUGCUGAAUGCGCCUGCAGCGAGACCGGUGAAAUCCCUUAUCAUGCGGCAAUGGCGACAGGAUUGCUUCCGUUGGUGAAGCUGAUGAAACAACUACUCAACGAAUCCGCCGUCGAGGAGAAGGAACCGGCACAUGACAGUCGAUUUUGCUAUGCCUUGAUAUCUUUACCGCACUUGACCAGACAGCUGGAUUACCUGCUCAAGCCAUGA
Molecule: messenger RNA, 1212 nt
Organism: Guillardia theta CCMP2712
Lineage: Eukaryota; Cryptophyceae; Pyrenomonadales; Geminigeraceae
Exons: 7
Coding region: 1-1212 (403 amino acids)
Molecular function (GO): nucleic acid binding
Source: RefSeq, a predicted model, not a curated record